GUUGGAGGUCUUGCCCAUUGUCUUGCAUCGGAUUGCCUUUCGCUACGAGGGCCUCAAGUCCUGGAGUGGGCUGCAGAUGCUCACCAUGCGAAGGUAUUGGCGCUUCCAGCUGGCAACCAUCGGCGUCACUGUCCUUUCGGGCAGCGUUUCGAACUCGCUGUCGCCACGCACCUGGCAGACAGGGAUUAG
Molecule: messenger RNA, 189 nt
Organism: Symbiodinium sp. CCMP2456
Lineage: Eukaryota; Dinophyceae; Suessiales; Symbiodiniaceae
Source: the annotation of a GenBank genome assembly